Messenger RNA from Engraulis encrasicolus (European anchovy), 1447 nucleotides. RefSeq names its product mitochondrial ribosomal protein L44 (gene mrpl44). The transcript is spliced from 4 exons. Gene Ontology annotation, biological process: mitochondrial translational elongation; RNA processing. Gene Ontology annotation, molecular function: double-stranded RNA binding; ribonuclease III activity. Gene Ontology annotation, cellular component: microprocessor complex; mitochondrial large ribosomal subunit; nucleus. Lineage: Eukaryota; Metazoa; Chordata; Actinopteri; Clupeiformes; Engraulidae. The record is from RefSeq and is a predicted model, not a curated record. Bases 57 to 1067 code for a protein of 336 amino acids.
AGUAGUAACUGGUGGGGAAGACUUACGUAGGUGGACCGGUUUAUUCGGCAGCUGUCAUGGCGUCGGGACUCCUUGCAACCCGUGGUCUGCUAGCGUUUGGAUUUCAAUAUCAGCAUGCCUGCCGUUCAGUUGUCAUCACACAGACCCGACAUAAAAAGCGGUGGAUGAGGUCUUACGAAAGAAUCAUGGCAGAAAAGCUGAAGAUGGAGGGACCAUCGCCACCAAAGCGACGAUCGGAGAAGCCCAACUGGGACUACCAUGCAGAGGUGGAAGCAUUCGGAGUCCGUUUGCAGGAGAACUUCCAGCUGGAAAGGCUGAAGACGGCCUUUGUGAACCCCUGCUACGUGCGCACAGAGCAGGAGAAGCGCGGGGCCCUAGGCUUGGACCCUGAAGUCGCAGCCCUGAACCUAAAGGACAACCUGGAGCUCCAGACCAAAGGCCAGGCCUUCAUCCAAGGUUUUCUGUCAGACUGGGUCCGGGCCAGUUUCCCCAGCCUGCCCGCUGAGGGGACGGCCGCCCUGGUGAGCCACCUCAUGGGGCCGGAGGUGGCGUGUCACGUGGCACGGAACUUGGGCGUUGAAGACCUGACGAUGAGCGCCGAGUUCCCCGUGCCGGAUGAGGUUCUGUACAGCACGUUCUGUGCGGUGGUGGCUGCACUGGAGGAGAGCAGUGGCCCUCAGAGAGCAGGGCUGUUCCUCAGGGAUUUCCUGACCGCACAGCUGAUCGGCAAGGAUCUGUUCGAUGUGUGGUCGGUGGUGAACCCCAUGGGUCUCCUGGUGGAGGAGUGCACCCGCAGGGGCCUUCCUCUACCCGAGCCUCGCCUGCUCCGCUCGGCCGGAGUCAGCACCGUCCUCCCCCUCUACUUUGUGGGCCUCUACUGUGAUAAGAAGCUCCUGGCGGAGGGUCCUGGGGAGACGCUGCUGGCAGCAGAAGAGGAGGCGGCGCGCUCCGCUCUGAGGAAGCUCUACUGCUACACGGAGAGCUGCAGGCCGCUCGAUUUCAGCCCAAUCUCGCCGCAGACGACGUCCCAAGCCACCACCACUCAGCAGGCCCUCAGCAGCGGCUAGUGGUCUCUUCUUCUCACACAAACACUUGUCAUGAACUAUCUGGUGCUCUUAUUUUCAUCCGGAGAACAUUGAGAUAACGUUUCUAAAAGAAACAGUCGCUUCAAAUACUUUUGUUCUAAAUGCAAUGGUCUAACAGCUAUGCCUGAAGAUGUUGAAAACUAAUUUGGUACAGCUGUGAAAUCAACAGACGGUCACUAAUUCACCUUGAGGAAGAACUGAGAAAUGAAGCCAUGGCAGAGAGACGCUCCUCUUACGCUCUGAUGUAAGCGGAGGCAUUCUGUGGAUUUCAUUGUUGUGUUUUUUUUUAAUGUAUGUCAUGCAAAUGUAUUAUUCACACUCAUGCAAAAUACCCAUGAAUAAUAAAACAGUUAUGUAAAGCA